Messenger RNA from Lepidothrix coronata (blue-crowned manakin), 1196 nucleotides. RefSeq names its product pinopsin. The record is from RefSeq and is a predicted model, not a curated record. Gene Ontology annotation, biological process: phototransduction; G protein-coupled receptor signaling pathway; visual perception. Gene Ontology annotation, cellular component: membrane; photoreceptor outer segment. The transcript is spliced from 5 exons. Lineage: Eukaryota; Metazoa; Chordata; Aves; Passeriformes; Pipridae. Bases 50 to 1111 code for a protein of 353 amino acids. Gene Ontology annotation, molecular function: G protein-coupled receptor activity.
UUGCUUUUUGGGGAGGAUCACCUGCACCAGGUGGAGCCCCAGAAGACCCAUGUACUCCCCCGACAGCUCGCAGGAGCCCCCAAAUAACGGGACCCCAGGGCCCUUUGAUGGCCCCCAGUGGCCCCACCAGGCCCCACGGGCCGUGUACCUGUCGGUGGCCGUGCUGAUGGGCCUCGUCGUGGCCUCUGCCUCGGUGGUGAACGGCUUGGUCAUCGUGGUUUCCAUCAGGUACAAGAAGCUCCGGUCCCCCCUGAACUACAUCCUGGUGAACUUGGCCGUGGCCGACCUGCUGGUGACGCUCUGCGGCAGCUCCGUCAGCCUCUCCAACAACAUCAGCGGCUUCUUCGUGUUUGGCAAACGCCUGUGCGAGCUGGAGGGCUUCAUGGUCUCCCUCACAGGCAUCGUGGGGCUGUGGUCCCUGGCCAUCCUGGCCCUUGAGAGGUAUGUUGUGGUCUGCAGACCCCUGGGAGACUUUCGGUUCAAGCACCGACACGCCGUGAGUGGCUGUGCCUUCACCUGGAGCUGGUCACUGCUCUGGACAACCCCACCACUCAUGGGCUGGAGCAGCUACGUGCCUGAAGGUCUGAGAACCUCCUGUGGGCCCAACUGGUACACGGGCGGCAGCAACAACAACAGCUACAUCCUGGCCUUGUUUGUCACCUGCUUUGUGAUGCCCCUCAGCCUGAUCCUCUUCUCCUACGCCAACCUGCUGAUGACCCUGCGAGCGGCUGCGGCGCAGCAGCAGGAGUCGGACACGACGCAGCAGGCGGAGCGGGAGGUGACCCGGAUGGUGGUGGCGAUGGUGAUGGCCUUUCUCAUCUGCUGGCUGCCCUACAGCACCUUUGCACUGGUGGUGGCCACCCACAAAGACAUCACCAUCCAGCCAGCUCUGGCAUCUCUGCCCUCCUACUUCUCCAAGACCGCCACAGUUUACAAUCCAAUCAUUUACGUCUUCAUGAACAAACAGUUUCAGAGCUGCCUGCUGCAAAUGGUGUGCUGUGGUUACCAGCCCCGGGGGACUGGGAAAACCUCUCCGGCUGCCCCCCGUCCCCGCCCAGGCGUCGCUGCAGAGGGGCUGCAGAAUAAGGUGAUGCCGUCUCACCCCGUCUGAGCGCUGCCAGAUCCUGCCUGCCCAGCACCAGCGCCAGCUCCAGGCUCUGCCUGUCCCACCCAGCCUGGUACAGCACGGGCACAGA